AUGUCGAUCCGCAAGCGCAACGAGUUCCUCGACGGAGAUGAUAGUGAGGAGGAGCUCGAGAAUGGCUAUAAUUCUGAGGAUGAGGCAGGAAGAGGUGCCAUCGCAGGAAAUUCGAACAAGAGGCGCAAAGUCGAGUCGGAAUCUGAAGCUUCUUUCGAUGCGCUGGACGAUGAGGAGGAAGUCUCGAAGGCAGUCGGAAAAGUGCAGGAUGAUCGAUUCAACUUCGACAACAUCACCGGCGACGAUUUCGAGGACGAUGUAGACGUGGAGGAACGAGAGCGGGACAUCGAGCGAUCAGAUCACGACAGAAUAAAGCCCAACAAGUCCUCGAAAUCGAAGGCAGAGAAAGAGUUGGAGGUAGCUGAAAAGGCUGUCAGGAAGUCUGGUGUUGUCUACAUCUCCCGAGUACCUCCAUUCAUGAAACCACAAACGCUCAAGCACUUCCUCGAACCACAUGCACGAAAAGGUCUGGGUAGGAUUUUCCUCACCCCCGAAGACCAUGCGGCACACGCGAAACGGGUCAAGAGCGGCGGCAACAAGAAGAAGUCAUUCACAGAUGGCUGGGUAGAGUUCAAGAGCAAGAACGAGGCCAAGAUCGCUGCGGAGACACUGAACGGCAACAUCAUUGGGGGCAAGAAGGGCAAUUUCUAUCGCGACGAUCUGUGGAACAUGAAGUACUUGAAAGGUUUCAAGUGGAAUCAUCUGACGGAGCAGAUCGCCAACGAGAAUGCCGAGAGGGCAGCGAGGACACAGCAGGAGAUUCGCAAGACCAGGAAAGAGAACAAGGCGUUUGUGGAGGACAUUGAGCGGGCGAAGAUGCUGGAGGGUAUGGAGAGUAAGAAGAAGGCGAAGAUGGAGAGGGGAGGCGCUGCGGAUGCUGGAAAUGUUGAACAACAGAAGAGGGACUUCAAGCAGCGAAAGCCGCGAGCGGACGAGAGCAAGGGUUCGGCCAAAAAGCCUGUCGCUGAGCAGAAAGUGAUGAAGAUGAUACUUUAG
This is a messenger RNA of Zasmidium cellare ATCC 36951, 996 nucleotides long. RefSeq lists its product as uncharacterized. Gene Ontology annotation, cellular component: nucleolus. The transcript has a single exon. The coding region runs from base 1 to 996 and encodes 331 amino acids. Gene Ontology annotation, biological process: endonucleolytic cleavage in 5'-ETS of tricistronic rRNA transcript (SSU-rRNA, 5.8S rRNA, LSU-rRNA); endonucleolytic cleavage to generate mature 5'-end of SSU-rRNA from (SSU-rRNA, 5.8S rRNA, LSU-rRNA); small-subunit processome assembly. Lineage: Eukaryota; Fungi; Ascomycota; Dothideomycetes; Mycosphaerellales; Mycosphaerellaceae. Gene Ontology annotation, molecular function: RNA binding. The record is from RefSeq and is a predicted model, not a curated record.